AUGCUGCAGCGCAAGCCGGUCGGCGGGCAACCUCAGGCCCCGGCAUCACCUUCGCAGACCACACCACCACCCCCAGGGCAGAUUCUGACGGGGAGGCAGGAACAUUACCUCAAACGCGAACUCAUCGCCCACCAAGUCCGCACCGAGAUCACCGAACUCAACUCCCCAACUGCCCUGCACCGCUUCGGCGCCCCCUUCAAGUCCGAAUACGGCGAAGUCGCCCCCGUCGAUUCUGAACUCCCCAUUCUCCGUUACAUCUUCGUCCACCAUGUCCGCAACUUCCCUUUCCUGGACCAAGCCCGCGAGCAAGAAUUUUGGCAAGACAAGCUGCAGAUCUUCCUCGAGUCCUUUGCGAACAAGCACGUCUCCUCGUCCGAGGACCGGCUCGAAGAGACCAAGAGACGCAAACUGGCGAGGAAAUGUGAGAAGCUGGUGGAGUUGAUGAUGGUGUCGGGGAUUCCGACGGCGUCGGGGUAUGAGGAGAGGAUACAGUUUUCGGAAAUGGAGGUUGUGGAUCGAGGGGCGAAUGAGAAUGGAAUUCUGGCAAAUGUGCCCGACGGACAUGCGAUUCAUGGGUGGGAUGUUAAUGUUGCCGCUGUGAGAGUUAGGUCUAUUAGGAGGACGGUGAGGCAUCAUCAGCACGCUGAAUUCAUCAUUCGCGUUCACCGUGCAGGGCAGUCAGAUUUGUUCGUUGGCAGGCGAUACGGCGAUUUCGCGAAACUUUAUAAACAACUGCAGACUGAGUUCCCUGGGAAACCACUCCCUACACUCCCACGGAAGAACAAGACGUCUUCAACGUCGAGUUGGUGGGGUUCGUCGACACAGGAUGACGAUGUGUCUUCUAUCUCAUCGUUCUCUACGCAGGAGGUAGGAGCUGCUCAGGAAGAGAACCGUUCUUCUCGGAAUCUUGCGCCAGGAGACCACCACAGCCAUCACCGUUCUCUGUCUCGUUCGUCCGGUCGAUCCAAUCGAUCUUCCCUUGGGAGAUCGCCCAAGUCGCCUAGAGCAUCUGGUGAGGAGGCUAGAGAUACGGUGCUGUACAGAGAGGAGCAGCGUGUUUCUCUGCGCGCGUUCCUGCGUACCCUUCUCCAGCACAAGCGGUUGGCUGAGUCGAAGGCGAUGCAGGAGUUCUUGACGGGAGAGCCUAUUACCUUGACCGAAGGUGAUCUAGUCGAUAUUCAAAGACGCAAGGAAGUUGAUUCUGUUAGGAUCGAGGAGCAGAAGCGGUUCUACGAGAUUGCCAGACAGCGUGCUGCUGAGUUGGAUGUUUACAUGGAGAACUUCCGUCGGGAUAUCGUGGAGAGCAACGGUCUGACCAAGCUUUUCUCUGAAAUUCGCGAGAAGCAGACGGUGGCCGAUCUUAGUCCUCAGUAUCAGAAGUUUGCUGAGUGGCUUCGUAUCGAGAUUGCCGCAACUUUGUAUCACCUGUUCUUGGCCGAAGACAACUCUCCUGAGCUGUUUGCGCAGUUCAAGCGCAUACACUCGCUUGUUCCGUAUACGAUCAUGAAGAACGUGAUUCGUGUCGCUAACCCUGCGGCUGUGAUGUCUGGUGUGCUAGAUAUCUUCCUGGCACAGCCAUUUGGAUCGCGGUCUCUUCUGCAGCGUAUCUUCUCGAUGACUUUGAACGACGGUAUCAAGUCUUUCCAGAAGUCGAUUGAUGCGCUGGCUUCCAAGGUUGAGGACCCCAUUCUGUGCCAGAAGUUGAAGGCCUUUACCGACGCAGAUGAGGACGUCAAGAAUGUGAUUCGUUCCGAGGCAGCAACUGAAGACCUUGAUCUGAUCGUGGCAAUUCUGCGAUCCGAACUGUUCACCCCCGAGCUCGCACCCGAGCAGUUCGAGCGUGUAUUCAACGGUUACGUCGCCUGGAACUACGCCGUCGACAACGUCGACCAAGAAAUGCGCGAGGGUGCCCACUGGUUCGCCAACAUGAAACAACUCCUGAAGCUCUACACCCGCCAACGCGACAAGGCCAUGAUGCUCAACAUCGUCGAAGAGCCUGUCACCCUCCAACUGUUCCGCGAUCUCUUCACCAUCUUCUACGAACCCCUCGUCCGCGUCUACAAAUCCGCCAACGUCUACAGCAGCAUCACCGACUUCGCGCACUUCGCCGAUGACGCCAUCGCCGUCAUCGAAAAGUGCCAGAGCCAAGACGCCUCCGCAGACCCCAACCAAACCGUCCAAGCCUUCAUCGACCUCUGCGAGCGCCACCAGGACAACUUUUACAAAUUCAUCCACGAGGUGCAUCUACACGAUAACGGACUUUUCGGCUCGCUCAUGUCGUGGAUCGAGGGGAUCCUGGAGUUCUUGAGGCACGGUCCGAACGGCGGGAAAUUGGAUAUGAAUGCGUUGAUCCAAGGUGGUGUUGAUGUUGGUCAGGUUGAUAAGAAUAAGGCGCUCGAGGAGAUUAAUUCGCUGAUCCAGUGGCAUGAGGAUCGGAAGAGGUGGCAUUUGAAUAAGACACGGCAAAAGAUGGCUGCUGAGGGGACCGGUACUGAGGGAUUCCCGAGUGGGAGCUUUAAGACGAGUGAUUUUGGUCUUGAUGAGCAGGCCGACCUAGAAGACCUCGCCAUCUCCGACGCCGGCUCCGAGGACGAAGACCCCGAAGAGGCAGACGAGCGUGAAGAUCUAGACCCGAUUGCCGCUGAGCGUAGACGACGCGUCAAGAAACAGGAUCAGUUGAGACGGACGGCGGGGGAGCCCGUGAAACCUGAUGUUCAGGAGGUGUUCAAGUUGAAGGAGUCGUUUGGGGUUAUGUUGAGAUUGGUUCUCGCUGGGUAG
Molecule: messenger RNA, 2778 nt
Organism: Aspergillus ruber CBS 135680
Lineage: Eukaryota; Fungi; Ascomycota; Eurotiomycetes; Eurotiales; Aspergillaceae
Product: PX domain-containing protein
Exons: 5
Coding region: 1-2778 (925 amino acids)
Molecular function (GO): phosphatidylinositol binding
Source: RefSeq, a predicted model, not a curated record